AUGAUUCUAUCAAAUCUGUUCAUAGCUUCUUUAGGCAUCAUUUCAGUCACUUCGUCUCAUUCAUCCACCAAUGUUUGCCUAGAUGCACUCUCAUCAGACCCCAGUGACGCGGAAGAAUUUUGCAUACAAUAUUUAAUCUCCAGCACUAUUCCUGUUCCUUCAUUUGCAUCACCGUGCUUGGGCACCGACUCGUCUGACAAUCAGUUAUUCGAAUCUUGUUACGAGCUGCUUCAUCAAUUGGAGAAAGGAGUUUUACUGCCUGACUCCUCACAUCUCGGCCUACUUGAGGGGCCUGUCAAGCGUGGAGAAAAAUCAACUCGCGAUGGAGGCUUCUUCAAUACAGGAAGUGUGCCAUCAGUAACAACCAAUAUUGGCACGUAUGAUAAUUAUGGAUGUUUUGAAGAUGGCGCUCGGGGAAAACCUCUGGGCUCUCCGCUGCUCAAUCUGACUGGCCCUGCAGCGGACACAAUUCAAAGUUGUGUAAAUGCAUGUUCUAUCUCGGGGCCAAAUUCAAUACCAUACCGCUAUGCCGGCAUAGAGCCUGGAUCUUGCUGGUGUUCUAAUUACAUCUCAAUUCUCUCCGUCAAAACCGCUUCUUUCUGUCAAUCGAAUUGCCCGUCUAAUUAUGGCAAAUACUGUGGGGGUACUGUGGGCGGAGUACUUCACAUGCAGAUAUAUGAGUUGAAGAAUGUGAAUCCUUCGUCGACGACAUCUGUGAAAACGACAACUACUUCUUCGUUGAGGUCUUCUAUUAAGUCAUCCAUCUUAACGUCACAGUCAGGGACUACAUCUUCAUCUAAACUCUUGAGUUUGACGACGUCAACGAGCAGUCAAAAGUCUUCGUCAAUUACCAAAUCUUCUUCUUCUAGCCCAACGCACUCUACAUCUAGUACAUCAACAGCUCCCGUAUCUUCCACAAUAAGCAACAUCCCAUCUACCUCUCUUCCACCAAUUAUCGAAGGAUCAACCACCAUAUCAUUUGGUUUACCUCCUGACCCUCCAACUGUUCCUCCGAUCGUCGGUCCUACUGGUACAGAAAGCUAUAUUUUACCAUCGGGUACUUUCGCUUACCCGAGUGAAUCAUCAACUCCCACCCAAUCAUUCGGCUUGCCUCCCGAUCCCCCAACUAUCCCUCCAAUAGUUGGUCCUACCGGUACCGACAGUUACAUUCAACCAUCGGGUACCUUCGCUUACCCAAGUGAAGUAUCAACCACAGGCUUUGUGGAACCAACUACUGCCCCUCAAAAGGUUAAACGCGAGUAUGAUAUCACCGCUCCUGAUAGUCCCUGGCUCCCUCUUCUCCCCCUAACUUCUCCUGAAAUUCUCAAAGAUGUCGCUCCUGGUCAAGUUACAGGUUGGAAACAACAAUCUAUUGUUCCAAGAUCUGAUAAGAUGAAACGCGAAUACGAUAUCAACGCCCCUGAUAGUCCCUGGAAAUUCCUCUUUCCUCUCACCUCCCCAGAAUUCUCAAAGAAGUCGCUCCUGGUCAAGUUCCCGGCUGGAAACAACAAUCCGUCUCCCCACCUCCCUCACCCGUAAAACGCGAAUACGAUAUCAACGCCCCCGACAGCCCUUGGCGACCCGUUCUUCCCCUCUACACACCCGAUAUCCUCAAAUCCGUUCCCGAAGACCAAGUUCCCGGUUGGCGAGGCCAAGCUUCUGCUCCUCUCAUCCCCGAUUCUGACGUUCCUCCAAGAACUAAAUCUAAACCUAAACCUAAAACCAAAAAUCGUCGCCAACUCGGGCGUCUCCCAGAAAACUUCCUCGAACCUCCCGGUCGUCCAGAUUUCAUCAAAACAUACCCAGAAAAAGAUAACAACAAACCUCUCCCCCCACCUUUCAACAAAAUGCUCGAUGCCGUAGACCCCAAAACCGGCAAAAAAUUACCCAUCCCAAAGCCGAAACCUAGAUACAGCCAUUCGAAAAUCAGUCUGCAGAAAUUUCCUAGCUUGAAAGAAAUCGGAUUGGAACAAGAUGGGAGGGAACAUGAAGGUAAAAAAGGGACAAAUGUAGAUGAGAAUGAGAAUGAAAACGAAGAUGAAAAUGAAAAAUCCGAAACCGCAAAAAGAAUCUCAGACCUGGAAAAAAUAAGAGAUAGACGCUAUGCGCACAAACUCCACCUACAAGGAACACCCAAAGCGUAUGCGGAGAUGAGGGAGAAGAGUGAGAGAGGUGCGCGUCAGGGACAGAAGAAGAUGGGGAUGGAGGAGUGGGAGAAGAAGAUUUUUAGGGGUUUGGGGAAGGAGGGGGGGAAGGGAGAGGAUGAGCAGGAAGAGGGGGAUGGGGAAGGGGAGGAGGGAGAGGAAGAAAAUUGGAUGUGGAGAACUUGGAGUGGGAGUGGGGGCAAGAGAAAGGGGAGGAAAAUUCGUUUGGAGAGGUGA
Molecule: messenger RNA, 2381 nt
Organism: Botrytis porri
Lineage: Eukaryota; Fungi; Ascomycota; Leotiomycetes; Helotiales; Sclerotiniaceae
Exons: 2
Coding region: 1-1539 (512 amino acids)
Source: RefSeq, a predicted model, not a curated record